Anastrepha obliqua is the source of this 1445-nucleotide messenger RNA. Its product is annotated as proton-coupled amino acid transporter-like protein CG1139. NCBI's taxonomy places the organism in Eukaryota, Metazoa, Arthropoda, Insecta, Diptera, Tephritidae. Gene Ontology annotation, biological process: amino acid transmembrane transport. Gene Ontology annotation, cellular component: vacuolar membrane. The coding region runs from base 80 to 1393 and encodes 437 amino acids. The transcript has 9 exons. The record is from RefSeq and is a predicted model, not a curated record. Gene Ontology annotation, molecular function: amino acid transmembrane transporter activity.
AGAACCCUUUGAAGGAAUUUUCAAUCACAAAACAUAAUAAUCGAUAAUCACAAUUUGUCCAUGUCUCUAGAGAGUUGAAAUGGCGGAGAAAGAAGAUUACGAUCCCUAUGAGCAUCGGGAGGUAGCUCAUCCAAUUAGCAAUUUUGGUGCUUUUCUAAACGUCAUUAAAGCUAUAAUUGGCACUGGUAUCCUAGCUGCUCCUAUGGCUUUUAGAAAUGCAGGUUACCUACCUGCUAUAAUUAGCAGUAUUUUGAUAGGACUCAUCGUAAUCUACUCAAAAUUAAUUUUGCUAAGUGGAAUGUAUGAACUGGCCAGGCGGAAGCGUGUACCAUUAUUACCGUAUGGUGAAGCGAUGAUGAUUGGAGUGACAGAAGGUCCUCCUUUUUUUCGUUGGUUGCGCUUCUUUCUAAACGAUCUCGUCAAGACAAUGCUUUUCGUGAAUCACUUCGGAGCCUGCGCCGUUUAUGUUAUUUUUAUAGCGAAUUGCAUGAAGGAUUUUGGUGAUUACUACUGGGAGGAACACGAUAAUCGCAUUUAUAUGGCAAUGGAAAUUGUGCCACUGUGCUUGAUCUUUUGUAUACCGAGCCUGAAAGCGUUGGUUCCAUUUGUACUCGUUGCGAAUAUCGCGCUCAUAUUUGGUUUCGCCAUAAUUUUCUAUUACAUAUUCUCGGAUAUGACGGCAUUUUCGGAGAUGACUAGCUUUCAGGACAUUCAUUUAUAUCCUUUAUUCUUUGGAGCUACAAUGUUCGGUUUCGAUGCACCGGGAUUGAUAGUUUCUAUAGAGGCAAAUGCGAAAAAUCCUGCAGAUUUCCGUAGCAUAUGUGGCGUCUUUAUGCAAGCCAUGUUAAUAAUUAUAACAAUGCAAACAGCUUUUGCUUUCUUUGGCUAUUGGAGAUAUGGUGAACAAAUUGCCUCGACUAUUCUACACAAUUUGCCCUUUAAUGCAGCGUUGGCUGCAAUGGCUCGUAUAAUUUUUGCCUUUAGUAUUUUUGUUUCCAUUCCUCUGCAAGGAUAUGUUCCUAUCGACAUUGUGUGGAAUAAUUGGUUGAAAGCAAAGGUAGCAGAAAAGAGAUCUUUUGCUCUGGAAAUGGUGUUUCGUAUUGCAAUCGCCGUCUCUACAGUGCUAAUUGGUAUCGCCUGUCCUAAAUUGACUCUAGUUCUCUCGUUAAUGGGCGCACUUUGUAUGUCUUGCCUGGGAUUAAUACUGCCUGCCAUUUUAGAUAUUUGUGUCAAGUACGAAACUGGUUAUGGCCCAUUAAAAUUGUAUCUCCUACUGAGCACGCUUUCAGUAUUUAUAGGCAUCGUUGGCGCAGUAGCUGGUACAUAUGUGGCUAUACACGAGUGGAUUCUUAUGUAUACCGAUAGAAAGCAUAUGUAUACAGAUAUAAAGUGAAAAAUACAUUUAAUAAAUUUGGAUUUAUUUGAAUUUUAUUUUUUUAUAAAAA